AGUACUGAAAGUCUAAUGAGCCUUUCAAAAGCUGAAGUGAGAACAGAAACCUCCCAAUCUCUUCGGGACCAGGGAAAAGGUUACGGAUUUCGGGGGGAGGGUGAGCGUAGCCCACCAAGGCGAAACAAAAAGUUUCGAAAGCCCUCUCCUGAAUUUUGGGAUGAUGGAGCUGGGAGAUGCGCGGGACACGUCCCAUCGGAGGGCUACCCUAAAAACUCCGAGGGGACAGCUUGGGCUGACGAGGACCCGAAUGGCUAUACUAAUCUCCAUAACGAAAGGUCUCAAAAAGAGGCUGAAGAGCAAUAUCAGGAUGGAGGUAUUCAGCCAAUCGUCCAGACCUCUGAGAACAAUGACUAUGUGGUGGAUGUCAUUGAAAGCUUCGAUGAUAUGAACUUGAAUGAACCAUUGCUCAGAGGAAUUUAUGCCUAUGGUUUUGAAAAGCCUUCCGCUAUUCAGCAGAGAGCCAUCAAACCCUGUAUUGAUGGAGUUGAUGUGAUUGCCCAGGCCCAGUCUGGUACAGGAAAAACUGCUACCUUCUCCGUAGCAAUCCUUCAGAAACUUGAUGUAAACAGCAAAUACUGCCAGGCUUUGGUCCUGGCUCCAACUAGAGAGUUGGCACAGCAGAUCCAAAAGGUGGUGGUCGCUCUUGGAGACUACAUGAAUGCCUCCUGUCAUGCUUGUAUUGGUGGUACCAAUGUGCAGGCUGAUGUAGCCAAGCUGAAGGCAGGUGUACAAAUUAUCGUCGGCACCCCAGGCCGAGUCUACGAUAUGAUCCAGCGCAAAGCAUUGGAUCCCUCAACCAUUGACCUUUUCAUCCUGGAUGAGGCUGAUGAAAUGUUGUCCAGAGGUUUCAAGGAUCAGAUCUACGACAUUUUCAGGUUCUUGAAAGAAUCUAUACAGGUCAUCCUGUUGUCUGCUACAAUGCCUAGUGAGGUUUUGGAAGUUACAACCAAGUUCAUGCGGGAUCCUGUCCGCAUCUUGGUGAAAAAAGAUGAACUUACCCUUGAUGGUAUCAAACAGUUUUAUGUCAAUGUCGAAAAAGAGGAGUGGAAGCUUGACACCCUCUGUGACUUGUACGAGACAUUGACAAUCACACAAGCUGUCAUCUUCUGUAACACGAGAAGGAAGGUGGACUGGCUCACCGAGAAGAUGUUGGCAAGAGAUUUCACUGUCUCAUCCAUGCACGGAGAGAUGGAUCAAAAGGAACGUGACGUGAUUAUGAGGGAGUUCCGUACUGGCUCUAGCCGAGUUCUCAUCACUACAGAUCUGUUGGCCAGAGGUAUUGAUGUUCAGCAGGUGUCCCUGGUCAUCAACUACGAUCUCCCCGCUAACAGGGAAAACUACAUCCACAGAAUCGGUCGUGGUGGACGAUUCGGACGUAAAGGAGUGGCAAUAAACUUCAUCACAUCGGAGGAUAAACGUCCAUUGAAGGACAUUGAACAAUUUUACAAUACAAACAUUGAGGAAAUGCCUAUGAAUGUAGCAGAUUUGAUCUAGAUAUCGCAAUCGAGGUCGGAGUCAAGUGGAAGAUAUAGCAUCUUAUCAAAGUGUAUAUCGCUGUUGAGGCGUGCACACAACGUGGACUAUUAUCAUUGUCUAUUGACACUGUAUACCGCAAAUAUUUUUGUGCCCGGAAUAUGAACAUUUUGGGUGUUCCUUGAGGAAAUCUGACAUUGUAUAAUAUAAUAUUACUAGUGCGUACCUUUAUCAGGGUGAGCCAGGUUUUAUGGUGUCAGAUAUACUGAGGACUUCAUUAAAAACCGUUAGUGGUUGAUCCUAUUAUUUGUAAUUACAGGAGUACACAUUUUUAUAGGUAUUUAACACUAUCGAUAGUGUUAUCUCUCGGACAUUAAAUUAUUUUAGCAGUGCUAGGACAGAUUGGUGCCUGGAAAGAAUUUUUUUUUAUAUAUAAACAUUUUGUUCUCGUGAUAAAUUUUUUUUUUUUUUUUGUGUAAAUUUAUUGAAACUUGACAGGUGCAAAUUGGUGGUGUGGUCAAGUGAUCAACGAUUGUUCAGUGUUUUAUUUAUAGUGUCUCUCUACAGUGAACUUGUUGGCACUUAGCUGCAGCACAAAUUACAACUAUUUCCGACUUGCUACAUCAAAUUAAUGCUUAUCUGUGCUAUAAUCGCAUACUGUGAAAUACUGAUCAAUCUGUUUUGAGUCUUUUUCCUUAUUUUCAUUUCUGACAAUAAGAACUUUGUACCGCGUGCUAGUAAACAACACGACAUGUGCUGGUCGAAUCCUAUGUGGAAAAGAACACUGUUCUGGGCAUACAACACCUGCCAACCUGUAAGUUAUGUGACAUGUGAAAAAGAUUCAAGCCAUAGAUGUAUUAAAAAUUGUUGUACAAACUACAAA
Molecule: messenger RNA, 2359 nt
Organism: Pecten maximus
Lineage: Eukaryota; Metazoa; Mollusca; Bivalvia; Pectinida; Pectinidae
Product: ATP-dependent RNA helicase eIF4A-like
Exons: 10
Coding region: 16-1497 (493 amino acids)
Biological process (GO): cytoplasmic translational initiation
Cellular component (GO): cytoplasmic stress granule
Molecular function (GO): ATP binding; translation initiation factor activity; RNA helicase activity
Source: RefSeq, a predicted model, not a curated record